CACUUAAAUGAACCAGCGACUGAGCAACAAUAACGACACAUCACUCACAGAUGAAGCUCGGAGCCCCCCGAGUACUGACACGAUCACCAAUUUCACAAAAGUUCAACAUGUAGCGAAACAAGUUGUUCUGCUUAUAAGACGUCUGUCCACUGGAGCUGGAUUUGUCUCGACAGGAAAGUACAGAAUGAGAUUCAAAACAUCUCUGCUGAAGGAGCCAAAGCAUAAAGAACUGGUCAGUUGUGUGGGCUGGAUCACAGCUGAUGAAGUCUAUUCCUGUAGUGAAGACCAUCAGAUUUUAAAAUGGAACCUGCUCACGAGCGAGACCAGUGUGGUGGUGAAGCUCCAGGAGGACAUCUACCCUGUCGACAUGCACUGGUUUCCCAAGACUAUAGCUGGGAAGAAGCAAGCUUUGGCAGAAAUCUUCGCCCUCACCAGUACUGAUGGUAAGUUCCACAUGAUGUCUAAGACGGGACGCAUUGAAAAGAGCGUGGAGGCCCAUCGAGGAGCCGUGCUGGCAAGUCGCUGGAACUAUGAUGGAACUGCUCUCAUCACUGCUGGUGAGGACGGCCAAAUCAAGAUCUGGUCUAAAAGCGGGAUGCUGAGGUCCACUUUGGCCCAACAAGGAUGUCCUGUGUACUCCGUGGCUUGGGGUCCAGACUCCGACAGGAUACUUUACACGUUCGGCCGGCAGCUCAUCAUCAAACCCCUGCAGCCGAGCUCCAAAUCUUUGCAGUGGAAAGCUCACGAUGGCAUUAUUCUAAAGGUGGACUGGAAUUCCGUGAAUGAUCUGAUCCUGUCUGGAGGUGAAGACUGUAAAUAUAAGGUGUGGGACAGUUACGGGCGGCCUCUCUACUCGUCCUCCCCCCACGACUACCCUAUCACCUCUGUGGCUUGGGCUCCUGACGGCGAGGUGUUCGCUAUGGGCUCCUUCAACACUCUCCGACUGUGCGACAAGACUGGGUGGUCAUAUGCUCUGGAGAAGCCGAACACAGGCAGCGUGUUCAGCCUGGCCUGGUCUGCUGAUGGCACUCAGUUAGCAGGAGCAUGCGGGAAUGGCCAGGUCAUCUUUGCUCACAUCGUGGAGCAGCGAUGGGAGUGGAAGAACUUUGAGAUCACGCUGACGAAAAGACACACCAUGCAGGUGAGGAACGUGCUGAAUGAUGCAGUGGACACUUUGGAGUUCAGGGAUCGAGUUAUCAAAGCGUCACUAUCUCAUAGUCACCUGGUUGUGGCCACGGCUCUGCAGUGUUUAGUCUACAACACUAAAAACUGGAACACGCCACUGAUACUUGACUUGAAGGAAGGCACAGUCAGCAUGAUCCUCCAGGCUGAGAGGCAUUUCCUAUUGGUGGAUGGUGGAGGCAUCUACGUGUACUCGUACGAAGGUCGUCUGGUCUGCGCUCCCAAGUUUCCAGGCAUGAGGACAGAUAUUCUGAACGCGCAGACCGUCUCACUGAGCAACGAUACCAUCGCUGUACGUGACAAGGCCGACGAGAAAGUCGUCCAUUUGUUUGACGCUCAAACAGGAAAGCCCAUCGGUGAUGGCAAGCCUUUAACCCACAAGAUGGAGGUAAUGGAAAUUGCCCUUGACCAGUGUGGAGCCUCCAACGACAGGAAGAUCGCUUUGAUUGACAAGAACAACGACCUUUAUCUGACCUCUGCGCGCAGGCUGGGCAGAGAGCAGAGAAUGCACAAGAUUGGCUCUAUGGUUCACACCAUGGUCUGGAAUGACUCAGCCAACAUCUUGUGUGGAAUCCAAGACAACCAGUUCACUGUAUGGUACUACCCCAGUGCUGUGUUUGUAGACAAGGACCUGCUACCCAACACACUCUUCACCAAGGAUGCCAGUGAAUUCAGCAGCGCUCCACACAUCCUGAACUACACGGGUACGCAGGUGACAGUGAGGCGAGCUGAUGGCUCGUUGGUAUACGGCGGCGUGCCACCCUACCCCACCAUGCUGCACGAGUACACAGGCUCCGCUCGCUGGGAGGAGGCCCUGCAUCUGUGCCACUUCGCCAAGCUGGGAGUACGAAGACUACCACGUGCCUGUUCUGUUUUGAACUGCUAUCUACCCUCUUCCACAUUCAUGACCUUCCUGGCUACGGAACGUGACCAUUAAAAACUCUAAAGGACGCACAUCCCUUCAGAGCACCAAUCCUGAUCACUUAUCAACAUCAAGCCAUUAGUAGAUGAGACGAACUGGCGUCUCUCCUUUGUGGACGCAGCUGUUUCUUUCAGGGACUUUAAGAGAGUCGACAUGCUGAAAGCUUGUCCUUGACCUUGAAUGACCUUGAAUUUAAAGGAUUUUCAAGCAGCAGCUGUUUUACCAUAUGCGUCAGGUGUAAAGGUGAGGAACGGAUGUCUGUCUCCAUGUCUGUCUCCAUGUCUGUAACUCACGUCUAACAUGAAGUCAGUACUGAUUACUAAACACUAGAUCAAUAGUUCUAUAAAAACACUGAGAGAGAGAGCGUGCAGAGAAACAUGCCUCAUGACCUGUCUCUCUUCCCUGUCUUCCUGCUUCCUAUCUCUCUUUUACUCUUUUUAUUAUUUCCCUAUAAUUCAUGCAGUUUUUUUUCUUCUAUCCAGGUUUCUCACUUCUAACAAAUCUUUUUUUUCCCCUCUAGCUGAUCUAUAAAUGUAAAAAGUAAGGCUGUGCUAAAUGUCAAAUGACAAGGUUUGUUGCCUUAAGUCAAAUUUUAAUUGUUUCCUUGAGAUUGAUUUUGUAGCCUGUAUACGGUCCUCUGGAUUUGCACAAAAUGCUCCACUAAGUCCUGCUCGUUUUAAAGAAGAAUGCUGUAUUUAUUACUUUUGUUGUUGGCUGGUGUUUGUGCAGUUUUAAUUGGGUGUCUGAAUGAGCCUUGGGCAGAUGGAGCGUCCGCACUGGAUUGCCUGACGCUACAGUGGGUUUGUGAGGUAGUGCCAGCGUGGUUUGAAUUUGUUUCUAAUUAGUUCAUGUGUCAUCAUUUACCGUACACAACCGACCUCACCCAGCAAUUAAUGCAUACAGCAGGCAGCUGUGCGCUCACUCCUCACCCUCCCGGCAUUAUGACGCUUUAACUACAGACCCUGAGAGAGUCCCGGUAUGGCGUUACCCAACUGUUAGUUCUCACACUAUCUGUUCUGUUAGAACACACUCUAUCCAUGCUCUUGCUAUAGUUUUCACAUGAAGUGUGACUACCUGAACCCUCGGCAGCUAAGAAACAGCACCCAGUCGAUCUACUCUACUCUUUAUAAUAUUUCCAUUUUAUCAGUAGUGUGUAACAGUUAAUCGAUUGCAUCGUUUUUUUCUGUCCUCUGCAAAUCUUUUAUAUAAAAUAAUAAAGAAAAAAAAAAGUUGAAUAUGUCUAAUUUCUUCUUAUGAGAUUAUGAUAAAACAAAUAUACUUUUUUCAUUA
This is a messenger RNA of Ictalurus punctatus (channel catfish), 3394 nucleotides long. RefSeq names its product intraflagellar transport 80 homolog (Chlamydomonas) (gene ift80). The record is from RefSeq and is a predicted model, not a curated record. NCBI's taxonomy places the organism in Eukaryota, Metazoa, Chordata, Actinopteri, Siluriformes, Ictaluridae. Gene Ontology annotation, molecular function: protein binding. The transcript has 17 exons. Gene Ontology annotation, biological process: cilium assembly. The coding region runs from base 8 to 2119 and encodes 703 amino acids. Gene Ontology annotation, cellular component: intraciliary transport particle B; cilium; centrosome.